This is a messenger RNA of Lipotes vexillifer (Yangtze River dolphin), 1195 nucleotides long. It is a transcript of the gene RALB, whose product is annotated as RAS like proto-oncogene B. The transcript is spliced from 4 exons. Gene Ontology annotation, cellular component: membrane. Lineage: Eukaryota; Metazoa; Chordata; Mammalia; Artiodactyla; Lipotidae. The coding region runs from base 43 to 663 and encodes 206 amino acids. Gene Ontology annotation, biological process: signal transduction. The record is from RefSeq and is a predicted model, not a curated record. Gene Ontology annotation, molecular function: GTP binding; GTPase activity.
UCGUCUGGGUCCUCUGGCCGCGUUUCGCAGAAACCCAGCAGGAUGGCCGCAAACAAGAGCAAGAGCCAGAGCUCCCUGGCCCUUCACAAGGUGAUCAUGGUUGGCAGCGGAGGGGUGGGCAAGUCGGCCCUGACCUUGCAGUUCAUGUAUGAUGAGUUCGUGGAGGACUAUGAACCUACCAAGGCUGACAGUUACAGGAAGAAGGUGGUCCUGGACGGGGAGGAGGUCCAGAUAGACAUCCUGGACACGGCCGGACAGGAGGACUACGCGGCCAUUCGCGACAAUUACUUCCGGAGUGGGGAGGGCUUCCUCCUCGUGUUUUCCAUCACCGAGCAUGAGUCAUUCGCAGCAACCGCCGAGUUCAGGGAACAGAUCCUCCGCGUUAAGGCGGAAGAAGAUAAAGUCCCGCUGCUGGUGGCGGGGAACAAGUCUGACCUGCAGGAGCGGAGGCAGGUGCCGCUGGAGGAGGCCAGGGCCAAGGCCGAGGAGUGGGGCGUGCAGUACGUGGAGACCUCGGCCAAGACGCGGGCCAACGUGGACAAGGUGUUCUUUGACCUCAUGAGAGAGAUCAGAGCAAAGAAGAUGUCAGAAAACAAAGACAAGAACGGCAAGAAAAGCAGCAAGAACAAGAAAAGUUUUAAAGAAAGAUGUUGCUUACUGUGAAGGCCAAGGUGCUGGACCAUGUCGCUCGCCACUAAGGACAGAGGUCAGGUUCCUCAAGCCAAGACUCCAGUCGACCUCUCGGCCUGUUCCCUGCUCUCCCCAGCCUCAUUCACACACGCUUCUGUAAAUGGGGAAAAUAUUUGUGAACCAGCGGCUGGCAGAAGAAAUAAGCCCUUGACCGUGCAAUGGGAUGGCUCCCCUGUCGGGAGGUUUCAGAGUUUCCUCCCUCUUUUCCUUCCUAAAAUAGGCCACGUAUGUAGUGCUACAGGCAGGCGUUAGCCAAGUGUUAAUUAAGAAGGACUGUCCUAGCUUCUUAUUUUUUCCCCAGUUUUGUAACAUUAGCGUCUUUCGUUUUGAAAUAAAAGUGUCUUAUUUUAUUAGGUCUUGGGAGGCGACGGUGGGGUGAGGCUCCCCCCACCCUUGUCAGCUCAACAGUAGUUCUCAGAAACAUCUAUUAGGUUCUAAUGACGCUGGAAAAUUCGGAGAUUUUUUUGGGUCUCUUGGCCAUACCCUGUGGAUCUGAAGCGGACCU